AUGUUGACUAAUAUUAAAAUGCAUUAGGAAAAUAUAAGGAAUGAUUUAAGGACUCAUUUGUUUGGCAAAUAAGGAUUCAAAAUCAGAAGAUCAGUUGAUAUUGAAAAUGUAAUAGUUUAAUAGGAAUAAGUAUAAUCGGUUGAAAGAUUUAAAGAUGCAUAUGUAUUAUAAGAAAAAAUAGGUAUUACUAAUAAAAUUAUUAAAGGUGAAGGAGCACAUUCAGUUGUUAGAAAAUGUUAUAAAAUACCUAAAUAAAGAAGUACUAAAUCAUUAAUGCCUAAAUCAAUACAAAUUUAUGCUGUUAAAUGUUUUAGAACUGAUGAUCCAGAAAUUGUCAAUACUAUUAUACAUACAUUCAAUUUAUAGAGAUAAUUACAAGAUAUCCCAUAAGUAUGUAGAACAUAUGAUUUAUUCAUUGAUCAAUAAACAAAGCAUCAUUAUCAAGUGAUAGAAUUUUGUGAUAGCCCUAAUUUGGAAUAAGUGUGCCGCAACCUCACUCUUAGAUAGAAACAAGAUACUAUUAAACAAUUAGCUUAGGUUAUUGGCUAAAUUCAUUCUAGAGGAAUCUCACAUAGAGAUUUAAAACCAGAAAAUAUUCUAAUUUAAACUGAACCAAACCUUUAAAUUAAAUUAAUCGAUUUUGGAGUCUCAAAACGAUUCAAAUAUAGAGACACGUUUACAGAAAUGUGGACUGCUACUGGAACCAUCUUAUAUUAGGCUCCAGAAGUCUUUUUAGGAGGAGGUUAUGAUGAAAAAGGUAUAUACUAUUUUUGUUAUAUAAUAAGUUGAUAUCUGGUCGAUUGGGAUUAUACUCUAUCAGUUGUUAUGUUAAACCUUACCUUUUUAUGCUGAAACCAUUAGUGAAACUAUAGAAUAAAUUACUUCAUUGGACCCUUAAUUUCAAUAUUCUUAAGAAUUUUUAUAGUUGAAUCAAGUUCAAAGAGAUCUGAUUAAGAGAUUGCUUAAACCAUAUCCUCAUUAAAGAUUAUCUGCAGAAGGUAUUAAUUCUAUUUAUUAGAAAUACCCUUACAUCCAUGGUUUGAUUAAGAAAAUCAUGUAGAUGCAAGUUCUGAUGACAUGAUUCUUGCAUAAGAUAUUAUUUAAGGAGAGAGAACUAUGUCUAAUUAAAUAGGUACAGAAAUUACAGAAUAACAAUUUUAAAAUUUAAUGGAUAGCCUUGAAUGGGGUAGAAGAAUUCAUUUUAACUAAUGAAUAUUUGUAUAUAAUGUGUUUUUAUUAUUUAUUAUAUAUAUAUAUAAUAUCAUAUGGGUAAUUAAGAAGGAAUGUGUUGUUUAUCUAGAGACAAAGAAUAUCAUGUAUUAAACAAUGAAUUAGUUAUAUUUCGAGAAUAUUUGAAUGUGAAAAUAACUGUAAAAUUAGGAGAUAUAUCAAAAGAAUCAGGAGAGAGUGUAAGUAAUUAAUUUAUCAUAUAUUUAAGUUUGUUUAUAUACGAAUCCUGAGAAAAUACCAUUACAACCAUUUCAUACAUAAUAAGUUUAUGAUAAUUUAUGUAAAAGUAAGUAGAUUAUAGUACGUUUUUAGUUGGUUUUGAAAAUAUGUACACUUAAAAUUUAGAAAUGAGCAAUUACAAAUGUAUUACUUAUUAUAGAGUGAGAGCAUUUGAGGUAUAGAAUAAUAUUAUUAUAUUAGUCAGAAAAAGAUUUAUUUUAAUAUUAUAAUGGAUAUAAAGAGUGGUAUUAUAAUAUUAGUAUUAAUAGUUUGACAUAAUUAAAUGAUGAUCAGUAUAAAGAAAUCUUAAUAUGUGAUUGUCCUAUUAAAUAAAGUAGAUCAUUUAGUUCUGAAGUACUAGUAAGAUCAAUUAUUGAGUAAAUUAUUAUGAGAUUAUUAUAGUUUCAUUGAGGAAUCUAAUAAUCGUUUACAUAUAAAGAGUAUAACCAUAAUGAAUUGUGAUAAAAAGAGUGUAAUAUAUGAUAAUUUAAUAAAGAGUCUCGUUUCCUUAAAUAUGAACUAAUCAAAUAAAUUGAAGAGUCUAAACAACCUGCAUUGAGGAAAGAUAGACAAAAUAAGUUUAUGAAGUUUAUAACAUCAACUAAGAGUAUAACUUCAGAAAUGGGAAGAUAAAAUAAAUGUGAUUUUAGUUUGAAAGAUUUUGAUUUAGGAGAUGAAUCUAAAUUGAUGAAUUUGAAAGAAGAAUAAUGA
This is a messenger RNA of Paramecium pentaurelia, 2160 nucleotides long. The record is from the annotation of a GenBank genome assembly. Lineage: Eukaryota; Ciliophora; Oligohymenophorea; Peniculida; Parameciidae.